Triticum dicoccoides is the source of this 1374-nucleotide messenger RNA. RefSeq names its product ATP-dependent zinc metalloprotease FTSH 4, mitochondrial-like. Gene Ontology annotation, cellular component: chloroplast. The transcript is spliced from 4 exons. Lineage: Eukaryota; Viridiplantae; Streptophyta; Magnoliopsida; Poales; Poaceae. Gene Ontology annotation, molecular function: ATP binding; metalloendopeptidase activity; ATP hydrolysis activity. Gene Ontology annotation, biological process: protein import into chloroplast stroma; proteolysis. Bases 1 to 1269 code for a protein of 422 amino acids. The record is from RefSeq and is a predicted model, not a curated record.
AUGGCCUGCUGUCGCCUGGCCCACCCCAAGGCUGCUGUGACGCAUCGACCGGCAAACACGGUUAACAAGGAGAAAAGCGCGGCUCCUUUCGGAGCACCUGCAGGUGCAGUGUUCGUCGAUGAGAUUGAUGCCAUUGCUGGGAGCAGGAGCUCACAAGAUUCAAAGUCGCACAGACACACCAUUAAUCAGCUACUCGUCGAACUAGAUGGCUUGGAGCAGAAUGAUGGGGUAAUCAUGGUAGCGGCGACCAACAACCUCGAGUCACUGGAUCAAGCCCUUGUUAGGUCUGGGCGUUUCGACCGUCACAUUCAGAUUCAUUAUCCAAAUGUUGAGGGCCGACGCCAGAUCCUCGAGGCUCAUAUGUCAAAGGUGUUGAAAACCAAGGAUGUGGAUCUUCUGACCAUCGCGAAGAGGACAUCUGGGUUGUCAGGUGCAAACCUGGCAACCCUGGUGAACGACGCCGUUCUCAAGGCUGUUAAGGACGGGGCAGAAGCUGUUGCGACGCAUCACCUGGAGUAUGCCACAGACAGGAUUCUAGUGGGCGGUGAGCGCAGAUCAGUGGCGAUGCCUGAUAACUGCAAGAGGAUGACCACGUACCAUGAGGCAGGGCAUGCCAUCGUUGCUAUCCACACGGAUGGCGCUGAUCCCGUCCACAAGGCUACCAUUGUUCCCAGGGGUGAUUUUCUUGGCAUGGUGUGGCAGCUGCCGGAGGAGGGCGAUGAGUAUAUAUUCUCAAGGAAAAAGAUGCAGGCAGGACUGGAUGUCCUCAUGGGAGGCCGGGCGGCUGAGGAGGUUAUCUUUGGUGAGAGCGAGGUGAGCUCCCUCACCCUGACUGACCUGGGCGAGGCGACCCAGCUGGCGACGGACAUGGUUGCCAGGUAUGGCAUGAGCAAGCAGGUCGGCCCUGUCUCCUAUGACAACAACGACGGCAGUUGGAACGCCAAGACCAUGAGCUGGAACUCGACAACCAUGGUGGACCAGGAGGUGAAAGAGUUGUUGAGCAAGGCUUAUGAGAACGCAAAGACGAUCCUAGCGGCGCACAAGCGGGAGCUCCAUGCGCUCGUUGUCGCCCUCCUGGAGCACGAGACCCUGACCGGAGACCAGAUCACGGCGCUCCUGAAUGAAACUCUCGCCAACCGUGAAACCGGCAUCGAUUGGCCGCAAGAGGAAGAAGAAGUAAAUAAUGGUCUAAUCGGUAGAAUCAGGAAACACGACCUUCUUCAUCCUAACACUUCGGAGACUAGACUAACAGUUUUUUCCUUGCAAUGAUUUUCUUCUUCUUUUGGUUCAUUAUUUGUUGCAUAUAACACAAAUGUGAAGAUUUACGUUCUGGAUUUCUCUGGCCUUUUCUCCUUUCCUACUAUAGAAUGUGAU